AUGUCCUCCUCCUCGUCUAAUUUCGCCUACGUCCCUCUUACGCUCUUCGACAAUGUUACCCAGCUCGGCAGCAUCGCGAACACUUGGAUAGUUGAAGGUCUCGUUGACGUCGAAAAGAUUCGACAAACCUUGGACAGGUUAAUCUCGAAAUGGCCGUUGCUGGCUGGUCGAGUCGAGUCAGCUGGAACAAAUAGAUGGCAAGUACGCGUUCCUCUGGGAGACCUACCCCAGGGAUACGAAGCCUACGGCCUCACCUCCACAAAGUCCACACUGCCGCUCUCCCACUAUACCAAGAUCCCUAUCCCACCUAUCACCGAAUACCUCCCCGAGCAUCUGUGGUUUCCCCCAGAACGGAAGAAGGCAACCGGCAUGGGUCUCAGAGAUUACGCCAGUAAAGAUAUCACACUGACGCACUGGCACGUAACCCAUUUCGCUGGACUCGACGAGGGCAAGGACUAUUCUUGCAUCGGCGUCCAUUGGACCCAUGGUGUCUUUGAUGGUAUCGGGUUUUCAUUGGUUCUGCGCGCCUUCGAAGCAGAAUUGGCGGGAAAACCGUGGGAUGUACCGCCACUUCCUACCCCAGGUCCCAACAAGAAUCUCCUCCAGACAUUAAUUGACCGGGAGAUCGAGAGAGCCAACGCUGCUGGUAGAAAGAUCGAAGAAGAACGACCUCUCAGCUACAGCUCUAUCGGUGUUGGUGGGCUUAUAUCCUACCUAGGGAGGCAGGCUGCGCAGAAGGUUUACCCUGGAGCAAACGAUUGGAACUUAAUUGUGCCUUUCACCGUCCACGACCAACUCACCGCCGACAUUCGAAGGGAAGUCGAAGCUGCAGGGUUGACUGAUGCUCGGCCAACAAGCGGGGACGUGAUAUUUGCUUGGCUACUCCAGUCUGUAUACAUCGAUGAGGGGAAUCCAACACAGACUGUUGGCCUCAACAACCUUGCUUCAUUCCGCGGAGAAUGGAACGGUGAACUCGCCCUUUACCCUCACAACGCCUAUGCCACCGUCUCCUACCCCAUCCUCACUGUGGGAGAGAUCUCAUCCCUCCCCCUCCACAAGCUCGCCUACAAACUCGCGCAGUCCCGCGUUCACGGGUCAAGAAAGGACGAAGCCGUCGUCUUCUACAAGAUCAGUGAAGACGCCGGUAAGAAGGCGAUCAUUGGCGCUGUCAAGCCUGAAGACGACAGGACGAAUGAAACGGCCACGAUGUCGAAUAUGUCGAUGGCCCGAAUUGCUUACCUCGACUGGUCCGCGGCGGGAGGUGGCAAGACGCUCACACACUACAAGAUCUUUGUUGAUGCCCUCCAUGUCCUUGAUGUCUACAACAACAAUGGGCGUCUUGAGAAUGGGGACCUCAUGCUGAGCUGCUUCGUCACCGCACCAAAGGGGAGGAAGGUGCAGGAGGGGUUUGCCAAGUUGCUCGAGAAGUAUAAGCGGUAA
Coprinopsis cinerea okayama7#130 is the source of this 1440-nucleotide messenger RNA. RefSeq lists its product as hypothetical. The coding region runs from base 1 to 1440 and encodes 479 amino acids. The record is from RefSeq and is a predicted model, not a curated record. Lineage: Eukaryota; Fungi; Basidiomycota; Agaricomycetes; Agaricales; Psathyrellaceae. The transcript is spliced from 3 exons.